CCGGGGAGGCGUUCGGGGUCACGGAGGCCACUGCUGCACCCGCCCUCUCGGCCAGCCCCCGUGUCGGCUCUCAAUCUCCCGCUUUGCGUUUCUCUCCCGGCUGCAUCCCGACGAAGAUGGCAACCGAUGGGCUGCACGAGAACGAGACGCUGGCGUCGCUGAAGAGCGAGGCCGAGAGCCUCAAGGGCAAGCUGGAGGAGGAGCGGGCAAAGCUGCAUGACGUGGAGCUGCACCAGGUGGCUGAGCGGGUAGAAGCCCUGGGCCAGUUCGUCAUGAAGACCAGAAGGACCCUCAAAGGCCACGGAAACAAAGUCCUGUGCAUGGAUUGGUGCAAAGACAAGCGGAGGGUCGUGAGCUCGUCACAGGAUGGGAAGGUGAUUGUGUGGGAUUCCUUCACGACUAACAAGGAGCAUGCUGUCACCAUGCCCUGCACGUGGGUGAUGGCGUGCGCUUACGCUCCGUCGGGAUGUGCCAUCGCUUGUGGGGGUCUGGAUAAUAAGUGUUCCGUGUAUCCACUGACAUUUGACAAAAAUGAGAACAUGGCUGCUAAGAAGAAGUCUGUCGCUAUGCACACAAACUACCUGUCUGCCUGUAGCUUCACCAACUCGGACAUGCAGAUCCUGACAGCCAGUGGUGAUGGGACAUGCGCCCUGUGGGAUGUGGAGAGCGGACAGCUGCUGCAGAGCUUCCAUGGCCAUGGGGCUGACGUCCUCUGCUUGGACCUGGCCCCCUCAGAAACUGGAAACACCUUCGUGUCUGGGGGUUGUGACAAGAAGGCCAUGGUGUGGGACAUGCGCUCUGGCCAGUGUGUGCAAGCCUUUGAAACUCAUGAAUCUGACGUCAACAGUGUCCGAUACUACCCCAGUGGAGAUGCCUUUGCUUCUGGGUCCGAUGAUGCAACGUGUCGCCUCUACGACCUGCGGGCAGAUAGAGAGGUUGCCAUCUACUCCAAGGAGAGUAUCAUAUUUGGAGCAUCGAGCGUGGACUUCUCCCUCAGCGGUCGCCUGCUCUUUGCUGGGUACAAUGACUACACCAUCAAUGUCUGGGACGUUCUCAAGGGCUCCAGGGUCUCCAUCCUGUUUGGACAUGAGAACCGCGUCAGCACUCUUCGAGUUUCUCCUGACGGAACAGCAUUCUGCUCAGGGUCAUGGGAUCACACCCUAAGAGUUUGGGCAUAAUCCUCUCACAGCGUGCACAAAGAACAUGUGUCCUCCCAUGUAGCUAUGACUUCUAGAGGAGCCCAGGACUUCCCACAGGUUAGCUCAUGGGAGCAACUUCACAGCUCAGCACUCACUCAGCCCUCCAGUGUCACCACGAAAACCGUCCCCUUCCUGGAAGUGCACCCCUGUAGGUCUCGGCACUUCGACUGUACCUUCGAGUCCUUGCUUCAUCUCCAACACUCUGUAAAGUCUGUCUGUUUUCUAAGUUAUUUCAUCCAGUAGAGUUCCACAUUUAUCCGCAUUUGAACUGUCCCCCGUUGCUUCCUCGAAUCCGGUCUGUCUUCAGAGCACUUUAAACUACCUUUUCUUAGCGUGGACUGUGGCUUCUAGAACCUUCCUCUGGACAUGCCAGCUCUGUGGACUGUGAGAAUGACUGUACAUUGGUCUGUCAGAGAAGAAAAUUCCAGCUCCAACUGUGACGACACAGAACCACUUUUUAAAACUGUUUUUAUGUAAAAGUAUCUCUUUUUCCCAACCUGUUCAGUUGUAUUUUUUUUUUAGAUGAAAUGUUUUUGUCUGGGAGAGUCUUUCCAAAGGAAGCAGACGUGCAGAAAACAGGCCAGAUGUCUGACUUGUGGCGCUGCGAUAGUUGGUGGGCUAGGGCGGGGCAGUCCGCCACACUGGAGGGGAAAAACUGGUUGCCGUUUAUAGCUCAAACGCUGCCGAGAGCAAACAGAACCUUCUGCCGUGGGAAGACAAGACACUAAAUGGGUUAAGCCUACUAGGAGUGUUGUCAGAAAUGCCGAAGUUAAAGUGGGUGUUGUCCGUGUAAAUAAUAUCCGAGUGUCCUACACAGCGGCUGUACUAAGACUGAUGGCCAGGUCAUGAAUAAUAAUGUCUUUGCUAU
Microtus ochrogaster (prairie vole) is the source of this 2067-nucleotide messenger RNA. RefSeq names its product G protein subunit beta 5 (gene Gnb5). Gene Ontology annotation, biological process: signal transduction. The record is from RefSeq and is a predicted model, not a curated record. Gene Ontology annotation, molecular function: protein binding. NCBI's taxonomy places the organism in Eukaryota, Metazoa, Chordata, Mammalia, Rodentia, Cricetidae.